Messenger RNA from Oncorhynchus keta (chum salmon), 1443 nucleotides. RefSeq names its product DNA-damage-inducible transcript 3 (gene ddit3). The record is from RefSeq and is a predicted model, not a curated record. Gene Ontology annotation, biological process: negative regulation of transcription by RNA polymerase II; ER overload response; positive regulation of intrinsic apoptotic signaling pathway. The transcript is spliced from 4 exons. Gene Ontology annotation, molecular function: DNA-binding transcription activator activity, RNA polymerase II-specific; transcription factor binding; RNA polymerase II cis-regulatory region sequence-specific DNA binding. Gene Ontology annotation, cellular component: CHOP-C/EBP complex; cytoplasm; CHOP-ATF3 complex. Bases 460 to 1443 code for a protein of 327 amino acids. Lineage: Eukaryota; Metazoa; Chordata; Actinopteri; Salmoniformes; Salmonidae.
AGAGCCCGCCUUUACUGUAGAAUACAAUUACCAAUUGGAUGUCGCCAAGCAAAAUAAUUUAGCGCGUAGAUUACUAUUGUACCAUCUGGUUGUCAGUCAUUUCAUCAUCAGCUAAUGGGCUUCGGUUAAGUAAAAACUAAAAAAAAAAAACUUCCCGUCGAGUUCGGUUGGCGUCACCAUAUAUAAAGAUCACCGGGAGUUCCCGAAAAAUCACAUUCAGUAUCCUAAGCCGAACAAUGGUUAACAUGAGCUAUCACCAAUCUCAACUAAAAUAUAUACACAGUCCGAACCCAAGACAGUCGAGAAAGCGAAAUACUAAAAGAAAAAGGACUUGUUGGGACAAAUUAUCGCCAACGACCAAUUGCCAGACUUGAUCAUAAGAGGCUUUCAGAAGUCCUGGUCCAGCGCGUUCCAGCGUGUGGAAGACUCAUCGGUGUCGACUGAGUAACGGAGCGAAAGAUGACUGCCGAGUGGCUUCACCUGCCCCCUCCGUACCCCCCAGGUGUGGGACCGCUGUGUGGUGCAGAGUUGGAGGCGUGGUAUGAGGACCUGCAGGAUAUACUGGGAUCAGACGGGGGCGGGGCCAAACUGGCGCGUGCCCCUCCCUGCUCUGAGAAGGAGCCGGAGUUCCUAGAUGUUCUGGAGAGCUGUUCCCUGACAUGGCUGACAGACGGGGUGGGAGUGGGUGUCGGGGGCGAGGCGUGGGACGGAGGUGAGGGGGUCCAGAGGGUCACGAUCCCAGAGGAGCCUCCUACCCAUCCACCCCACCACACCUCCUCCAACACCUCCCGUCCGAGUCCAGCUGAAGAAAGGCCGGAGAGGCAAGGGGACAGGGAGGGAGGGAGGGAUGGAGAAAGAGGUGGCUCAGGAGGAGGGGGCCUGUUGCCCCCAGAGUUCUUUGAGUUGCUGAACGAGGGAGGGGUGGGCAUGGUGGAGACCAGAGGGGUGGGCAUGGUGGAGACAGGAGGGAUCAUGGUGGAGACAGGAGGGGUCAUGGUGAGCGGUAGCCACCACCAUCAUCAUCAUCAGCUUCAUCAUCACUCUGACAAUGUCCAACAACCUGAGUCUCCCUCCGCCAGCGAGGAGGAAAACACCUGUGUCCCCGACUCUCCCUCCUGCUCUUCCUCCUGCUCUUCCUCCGCCUCUCCGUCUACCUCUCUCAACUGCUCUCCUCCUUCCUCUCCUACUAGCACCUCGUUCUCCUCGUCUCGGCAGGACAAACGCAAGAGGGGCAACUCUCUGUCCUUCCCUUCCUCCGGCUCACACUCAUCCUCCUCUUCUGCAAAGAAGAGCAGGAGAGAGAGGGAGCAGGAGAACGAGAGGAAGGUGCAGGAGCUGACAGAUCAGAACGAGAGGUUGAACGCGGAGAUAGACAGACUGGGAGAGGAGGUGCAGAGGACACGUCGAGCCCUGAUAGAGAGACUAGUUAACACCAGGAAGUGA